Plenodomus lingam JN3 is the source of this 1044-nucleotide messenger RNA. The record is from RefSeq and is a predicted model, not a curated record. Lineage: Eukaryota; Fungi; Ascomycota; Dothideomycetes; Pleosporales; Leptosphaeriaceae.
AUGGGAUGGCACGAGCGCAUCGUCUAUCAUCGUGACUUUGCCUACGACUCGAGAAGAUCACGAAUGGCCAACGGCAGCAUCGGCCACAUGCCAGCCGGAACCUUUGCUGAGUACGUAGACGACCCUUUCCUGGAGCAGCGCGAUGAAGGUACCGGCGCAUCGCAGACCUCGUCUGAAGAGGAGGACGAGUAUCUGAAGGGUGCGCCACCGGCUGUUGGGGCGGCGCCUCAGGCCUCUAUGGUUGCGCAGAAGCCCGCGUCAGCUUCACGAUGCAUCGCGUUGCGCCCCGGCCUGACGCAUCGCCUCUACUCCCAUCGUCUGCAUGUGCGCGCAAAAGCUAAAUGGCAACGCGACAGACUUCUCUCCGGCUCCAUGGUCGACGUCUUUGUCGGCGAGUCCAAGCGCCACUGGUCACUGCAUCGGAAUCUGCUCUGCCAUCAUUCCGAGCGACUUGAAGACGAGCUUCGGGCCAGUGAGCAUGGCGGCGACAGGGCAGAUAGGCUCGAGCUGCCCAACUUUGAUCCUGCAGGCUUUGAAUUGCUCGUCAAAUGGCUCUAUCAGGGCCGACUUGACGAUGUCUCCGACAUGGCCGAUGCGAAUCAAAAGUACGACUAUGCAGUCAGCUGCCACAAGCUGUAUCUACUAUGUGAUCGCUUCGACUUGACGCCGUUGAAGAAUGUGGCCAUGGACCAAUAUAGAAAAGGACUCAACGAGGCUGAAUUGGUUCCUGACCCUGAUGAGAUCGACGAAAUCUACCGCAAGAGUCCAAAGGGCUCACCGUUUCGAAACCUCAUGGCACGCAUCGCUGCACGCCAGAUCAUGGAUCCUGGCACCGAGCGCGAUAUAGAAACAUAUCGCCAAUGCCUUGACAACAAUCCAGACUUUGCCAUAGACCUAGUCAAAGCAAUUCGCUGGGGCACUGGAGGCGUCCUACUCGACGACCCCACAGACCCAGGCCACGGCUGCGAAUACCACGACCACGAAACCGGGCCAACCUGCUACUCGAUGAGCAAUGGCAAGGCCAGAAACAAGCCAGGUGAAUGA